Molecule: messenger RNA, 3107 nt
Organism: Maylandia zebra (zebra mbuna)
Lineage: Eukaryota; Metazoa; Chordata; Actinopteri; Cichliformes; Cichlidae
Gene: lmod2b
Product: leiomodin 2 (cardiac) b
Biological process (GO): muscle contraction; pointed-end actin filament capping; myofibril assembly
Cellular component (GO): myofibril; striated muscle thin filament; cytoskeleton
Molecular function (GO): tropomyosin binding
Source: RefSeq, a predicted model, not a curated record
ACACUUUAGUACGUUCCCCUCUGAUCCCUCUCUUAAGGCCUGAACAGCAGCUGUGGAGAUUAGAGAGGAGAGGCCACGGACACACACGGAGGAUCUCCGUCACAUAAACUCGGUUGGCCAGGACAGAUCUGGUUCAGACUGGAGUGGGCUUCAGUGGCAGAAGACUGGAUCCAGAAUAUGCCGACAACUUUUUUCUUUGCCAUUAAGGACCUGAAUUAACUUUGAAUUUCUACUAGUUUCAUAGUGGACCGUAUCUUUUGUUGGAAUUUCCAAUCCCAAGCGUCUUCAUUUUGGGGUCUACACCAGAUCAUAAGCAAAUCAAGAACCGGCCUGUCUGCAUUUCUGUCACUUCUGUGCUUAUCACACUUUGGCCAUGAGCUGUUUUGGGUAUCGUCGAGAGCUGAGUAAGUAUGAAGACCUUGAUGAAGAUGAGCUUUUGGCUUCUCUCAGCGCCGAGGAGCUGGCUGAGUUGGAAAAGGAGCUGUCGGACAUCGAUCCUGAUGCCAAUGUGCCCAUAGGACUCAGACAGCGAGACCAGACAGAUAAGACCCCGACAGGCACCUUCAGCAGAGAGGCCCUCAUGAAGUACUGGGAGAACGAGACACGUAGACUGCUGGAGGAUGAGUUAGGUGGAGCAAGUCCAAAACUGGAUGAAGAACAGGAGGAGGACUGUGUGACAGAAGAAACCAGUGAAGGAGAAGAGGACAAAGAUGAUGAAAAUGAGAAGGAGCAAAAAAAGAAUGAAAAACAAAGUGAGGAAGAAGAGGAAGCAGAGAACAGUGAUGAAGAAGAGGAAGAAGAGGAAGAAGAGACGGAGAGUGAAGAAGAACCUGUAACAGAAGAGGAGGAAGAAGAGGACGAGGAGGAAGAAGAGCAAAAUAAUAAAUCAAAACCUGAACCGUCAAAAAAUUCAGGGCAGGUGACGUCGUGGGCCGAGAACCUAACCCUACUCAAGCCCCAGAGGGUGGAGCCUAUUAGGCGGACUCCUCCUCCUCCUCCACCACCACCUGCUGACCCGAACACCACUGGAAACCCAACUGUAGUCGAUGACGCUCUGCAGCGAGUGCUUAGAAAUGACUCUGAACUCACUGAGGUUAAUCUCAAUAAUAUAGAUGACAUCUCACAGGAAACUCUCAUCCGAUUUGCUGAAGCAUUGAGGUCAAACACACACGUGAGAACCUUCAGCCUCGCAAACACUCGAGCUGACGACCACGUGGCUCUGGCCAUUGCUAAGAUGCUAAAGGAGAACUCCUCCAUCAUCAGCCUGAAUAUAGAGUCUAACUAUGUGUCUGGAAAAGGCGUGAUGGCUCUGGUUCAAGCACUACCAGGAAACAACACCUUGACGGAGCUCAGGUUUCAUAACCAGAGGCACAUGUGUGGAGGACAGGUGGAAAUGGAGAUGGUGAAAAUUCUGAGGGAAAACUACACCUUGAUCAAACUGGGUUACCAGUUCAACCUACCUGGGCCGAGAAUGAGCAUGACAGGGAUCCUCACCAGGAACCAAGACCGCCAGAGGCAGAAACGGCUGCAGGAGCAGAGGCAGCAGCAGCAGAACCAGCAAGGGGCACAAGAAGGAGCUGUUAACCCCAGAACCACUGCACUGCAGAGAGGAACGCCAAGUUCAUCACCUUACAGCUCACCCAGGGCCUCUCCCUGGUCCUCACCUAAACUGCCCCGAAACGACCUGGCUAAAAAACAGACACCCCCUGCGCCACCUCCUCCCCCACCUCCACCCCCGCCUCCUCCGCCACCUCCUCCUCCACCUCCUCUCCCGCAGCAGGAGAAGAAAAAGCCCACGAGGAUGAUUGCAGAGGUUAUCAAGGCGCAUGAAGCGGGCAAGAAAAAGACGGUGAAAACAAAAGGGAAGAAGGGGAAGAAGGGGAAGGUGUCGGGCAAUGAUGAGACAAACGGCAUCCUUAAGGAGCUCAAAAAUGCCCUUAGGCCAGUGUCGGUAGAGAGGAGAGGGGAGGAGGGCAGCAGGCCAUCAACACCAAUGAGGUCAGCCCAUGAUCAGCUGAUGGAGUCCAUCCGCAAUAGCAGCAUGCGCAAUCUGAAACGGGUGGAAGUCCCUCGUCAUCUACGAUAAAAGUGUCAUAAAAGACAUCAUCUUGUUAUCAUUUGGAUACUGAUGACGAUGGACUGACCGACGGUGGUGAAUGAUGACAGGUGAAAACUUGGGUUUUCUAAGGAGGCCGACGUGAAUUCUUACUCAUAAAAAAUACACUGGAAAUUUGCACUGCAAUGACAGCUUUACAUUUUAAAAAUGUUGAAUUUGUUUUUUUUAAGUAUUCACAAUAGGAAUUAGGUACAUGGCAUUUGUAUUUUAAUUUGUGGAAGGAGUGAACUAAUUUGUUUACUGACAAGUUUUCUAAAUCGCUGUUUCCUUAACUGUAAAUAUGAUUUGUUGUGGUUGAACUGAUUUAAAUAUAGCUAAAUAUAGCCACCUGCUGUUUACAAUACCACUUGUGGAAGGAUGCAGACUCUUUUCUGACUCUUUGGUUUCUGGAUGAGCUCCAUUUGAAAGAAAGGGGUCAGGCUGUUAAAGGGAAGAAUGCAGUCAGUCCCACGGAGCCACUGUUUUUGUGUUUAUCAGUGAGUCAGCUUACUGGUCAAGCGCCACUGAUGCAUAUUCCCACUUCAACACACUCACAAUACACCCACUCAAGAUAACACGCAUUAAAGCAAGGCUUUUGCGCUCUUUGAACAAUUCACAGUGCAUGACAAGCGAAGAAACUACGCAAACAAGCGUGAUUAAAAAUUUUAUAAUAUCAAAUAAAAACCAAUGAGCCCCAUAUUUGUUCAGCCCGGUGAAUGCCAGUGAAUGGCACAGCCUAUGACCAGUAGCCUAGCUUGGGACGACUAAUGACAACUAAUGUUUGCUAAUGUUAGCCACCUUUAAAUAACUUUUUGUAAGUACCAGCUGUUUUUUAGCAGUGUGUGCUGAAAUGUAUUUUUUGGAUGUGUGUUACUUUCUAACAGUUGGUGUUUCUUUUAAGCUACACCGAGUUUCUCCAGAGGUUUUGCUUUUUGGAUAAGCUGCCAUUGUAAACAAGAACGUGCUCUUCAUGACUUGCCUGGUUAAAUAAAGGUUCAGUUGACUCACUACA